GUUGGAUUUACACUUUGCAGUUUGAGCACUUGUUCCUUGUUGAUAUGCUGUAGUGGACAGAACAAAGAGGUUUCCCACAGAGCUUUGGUUAGAUGUCUGCGCCCUCUGCUGAUGAGUCAGGGGACGAGGAGCAGGCAUCUCAGUCGGACCAGGCCGAGGUGCAGGGGACCCUGAAGCUCUUGGGCAGUAAACUUGAGGACCUGAGCACCUGUAACGAGCUCAUCGCUAAACACGGGGCUGCACUGCAGAGGUCUCUCACUGAACUGGAGGCUCUUAGGGGCCCACUGGAGGGCUCCGAGAAGAUCAAGGCCGUCAACGAGAGGGCCACACUCUUCCGCAUCACCUCCAAUGCUAUGAUCAAUGCGUGUCGGGACUUCCUGGACCUGGCAGAGAGCCACAGCCGAAGAUGGCAGCGUGCUCUGCAGUAUGAGCGGGAGCAAAGGGCCCACCUGGAGGAGACCAUUGAGCAGCUAGCCAAACAGCACAACAGCCUGGAGCGCGCCUGGAGAGAGAAGCCCAGCCACCCCAGCACGCCCAGCAGCGCCCCCUGUCUGAGCAAGGAGGGGAGUGAGAGCGCGCCCAAAGAGGAGCCCAGUGACGAGGAUGAGGAGACCGAGUACUUCGACGCCAUGGAGGACUCGCCCGCUUUCAUCACCGUGACAACCAGUGACAACAUGCUGCGCAGGAGGUCCCAGAGUAACCUGAGUGGAGCCGGCGCAGGUCCCAACAGUGACUGGAGCCAGGACGACCAUGGCUCUCCGGGCUGUAACCAUGUCUCCAGUCGGGACCUGGGGCCCCGCAGGCUCCGGCGCACACACAUCCCAGACAAACCCAACUACUCCCUCAACCUGUGGAGCAUCAUGAAGAACUGCAUCGGCAAGGAGCUCUCCAAGAUCCCCAUGCCGGUGAACUUUAAUGAGCCCCUGUCCAUGCUGCAGCGGCUCUCAGAGGACCUGGAGUACAGUGAGCUCCUGGACAAAGCCGCGCGCUGCGAGUCGUCUCUGGAGCAGAUGUGUCUGGUGGCCGCUUUCUCCGUGUCCUCCUACUCCACCACGGUCCACCGCACCGCCAAACCCUUCAACCCUCUGCUGGGGGAGACCUACGAGCUGGACCGCCUGGACGAGCAGGGCUACCGCUCCCUGUGUGAGCAGGUCAGUCAUCACCCUCCGGCUGCUGCCCACCACGUCAUCUCACAGAGAGGCUGGACCCUGUGGCAGGAGAUCACCAUCGCCAGCAAGUUCAGAGGGAAGUACCUGUCCAUCAUGCCGCUGGGGGCCAUCCACCUGCAGUUCCACUCGUCUGGGAACCACUACGUCUGGAGGAAGGUCACCUCCACCGUGCACAACAUCAUUGUGGGCAAACUGUGGAUUGACCAGUCUGGAGACAUAGAGAUCGUGAACCACAGGACCAAAGACAGCUGUCAGCUCAAGUUCUCCCCGUACAGCUACUUUUCCAGGGAUGUCCCGCGAAAGGUGACCGGGGUGGUGUCGGACAGCGUGGGCCAGGCUCACUACAUCCUCUCUGGGACCUGGGACGACAAGAUGGAGAGUGCCAAAAUCAUCCAGAGCAGCAAGGGGAGCUCUGAGGGCAAGCAGAAGACCGUGUACCAGACACUGUCGCCCAAACUGCUGUGGAAGAAGUACCCCCUGCCGGAGAACGCAGAGAAGAUGUACCACUUCUCGUCUCUCGCCCUGACGCUGAAUGAGCCGGAGGAGGGCGUGGCUCUGACGGACAGCCGCCUCAGGCCCGACCAGAGGCUCAUGGAGGACGGCCGCUGGGACGAAGCCAACGCAGAGAAGCAGAGACUGGAGGAGAAGCAGAGAGCCGUGAGGAGGAGGAGGGAGGCAGACGCUGCAGACGCUCACGGUGAAGGCCGCGAGUACGAGGGCUAUCAGCCGCUGUGGUUCACCCAGAGACGCUGCUCCAUCACCGGGGAGAUCAACUACGUCUACAGGGGCGGCUACUGGGAGUCCAAGGACAAGCAGGACUGGAGGAUGUGCCCCAACAUCUUCUGACCCCCGCCCCCCUGAGCUGCCCACACCUCAGCUGACCUCAAGCCAACGCCCCGGCCUCUAGGGGGCGUACCUGCUGGCCCAUAUGCACUCUGCACUGCUACAAUAGGACUUCUCCAUGUGUUAAAAUGACUUGAAUUCAAUGAAUAAUUUUGAGACUUUGUGAAGUUUUUUAUGAUUAUUUCAAAGCAAAAAUAUUUCAAGUGGGAUUUUGUUACUCUUGAGUUAAGAAUUUGAAAAAUUGUAAACCUUAUAUUUGUCAAAAAGACUAAAAACAAGUCAGAUUUUGCAGUGCUAUUCUCAGUGACCAUUUGAAAUACUGACUACAUUCAACAGUAGAGAGUUGAGUAGGCACUUUCUCACUCCAGGAAAACAGUAUCUACCCACAAUGCCUUCUCUGAGUGAGUAGAAUAAACGUAUGUGCGUUCAGAGAACGAGCAGUUCCACUCACAUGAGCAGUGUAUGUAAACCCCAUAUCUUAUUUUAGACAAAAUGAGACAUAUUUUGUGAAGAGUGGCCUCUUUAACACAACUGUGAAAAGGUGAAGUGCGUGUUUGCAAGUGUGACUGACUAACUGCUAACUCCUGUUGUCAAAACUAUGACAGAGUGAUACAUGGGCUGGGUUUAGUUAGUUAGUGCACAUAUUAAAAUACACUUCACCACUUGACUGUGGAGAUCGAGCCUGGUAACUCCAGAUAGAACAAAAAAUUAGAAAAAAAAUAAGAUAAUAAGUUAAUAAGUGCAUCAGUAUUGUGGGUCUCAGGCAAGUGGACAGGCUGCUGCGAACUCCCAAAGCAGCUCAUGUCAUGACCCGUGAUGGAAAGAUGAGUACUUUGAAAUGUUUGUUUUUAGUUUUUAAAUAAUGAAUUAAUGAAUGGAUUUAUAUAGCUCCUUUCAAGACAUCCAAAUGAUUUCAGUUCAUUGUUGUGUUGUUGUGUUCAUUGUUGUCAUUCACUCCAUACUCAGUGGUGGCAAGUUGGUACUGUAGCCACAGCUGCCCUGGGGCAGGCUGACUGAAACAAGGCUUCCAAUCUGCACCAUCGGCCCCUCCGACCACCACCAUCACUCACACACACCACUUUCAUACUGAAAUGGGUGGGGGAAGUGCCUUGCCUAAGGACUGGUCCCACUGUGGCUCCUGAUUUUCCCAGUGGUCUCCAUCCAAGUACUAACCAGGCCCAACCUGUAUUAAAAUGUGUUGUAAUGUAUUCUGAUACAUGGUCCUAUCAGAGUACUGUGUUCUGAAUACUUGCGAUACUUUUACACAAGUUGCAUUACAACAUCAUUUAUGGUUAAGAUGAAAAAUUGCGAAAUGUUCCAUUUUUCUCAUUAAUACUGCACAGUUCAAAACAAAAAUUGCAUGAUGAAGCAUUAACAUGUAUGAUGUGUUUUCAUUUGAGAAAGUAACUGUAUUCUGAACACCACCAAAUGAAAAAGUACUGGAGUACAGAUAAUGAGUAUUCAGAAUACAUAUUCUUGGUACAUGUUCAGUUACUUCCCAACACUGGUCAUGACGAGGGAUGUCAACAUAUCUACUCUAGUGUUGUCUGUUAUUGUGGAAAGAAAUACUCCAACUGAACCAUUACUCACACUGUUACAGACACUUACAAACACUAUUACUAUUACUAUUACUAUUACUAUUACUAUUACUAUUACUAUUACUAUUACUAUUACACACUAUUAUAGACACCAGUACAGACACAUCAUGCUGA
Messenger RNA from Boleophthalmus pectinirostris (great blue-spotted mudskipper), 3724 nucleotides. It is a transcript of the gene osbp2b, whose product is annotated as oxysterol binding protein 2b. The record is from RefSeq and is a predicted model, not a curated record. Bases 93 to 2015 code for a protein of 640 amino acids. Gene Ontology annotation, cellular component: membrane; cytosol; intracellular membrane-bounded organelle. Lineage: Eukaryota; Metazoa; Chordata; Actinopteri; Gobiiformes; Gobiidae. The transcript is spliced from 13 exons. Gene Ontology annotation, molecular function: cholesterol binding.